AUGAUUGCUUUGCUCAUUUCUCUCCUCUGGCUGCUUCCAGCAGCGAUGGGCUUAACCCCCUAUCAGUUGCCACGAGACGCCGCUGACUUUCACCAGCGCAACUUCGACACUAUCAGCAAGAUAUACAACCUGAGCACCUAUCCCAAUAACCAGGCUUUUCUAAAGGACGGUGCAGCAGCUGUACCUAGUGGCCUCUUCUCAAAGGACGUUAUCGGCAGAGUCACCCCGCUGGGUAACUUCAGUGGUAUCGAUGACACUGUCGAAUACUUCUUCGCCCUGACCCCCGACCCAUCUCCACCAAGUUACGCCACAUGGACAAAUGACACCAUCACUCACUUCGUGUCCGAGUGUCCGGAGGUCGCGGCGACCGUGGUCUACGGCAGGACGAUGGGUGUGAACGCCUCGGUUCCCUCUACCUACCAGAAGCAGGUUUCGACGAUCAAGCAGAUUGCUUUCUGGCGCUUCGACGACACCGGUGCCGUGCUGAAGUACGACGCUUGGCUGCCGACACUGCAGCAGUGGUGGAACACGACCCACGACGUCGCGCACUACCCGAUUGACGAGGUGCUGGUCCGCCAGCAGCUUUGUCAAACCACCCAGGUCCAGUGCACCGGAGCUGACAAGCAAUGGGACUCUGUCGACCAGUGUGUCGCCACACUGAGCCAGAAGCCCAUGGGUAACUUUGACAAUCUGUGGGGCGAUAAUAUUUGGUGCAGGGCUUUGCACGUCCGACUGACCCCGAUCCGACCUGAUGUUCACUGCGCUCACGUCGGCCCCAAUGGAGGAGGCAAGUGUGUAAACAUCGCUUACAACGAUGCCUACUUUGACGAUGAGGCUUUGUUUGGCGAGCCACCGGGAGAUACUUUUGUCUGUCACAAGGGCAGUGGAUCCUAG
This is a messenger RNA of Diaporthe amygdali, 894 nucleotides long. RefSeq lists its product as uncharacterized. Bases 1 to 894 code for a protein of 297 amino acids. NCBI's taxonomy places the organism in Eukaryota, Fungi, Ascomycota, Sordariomycetes, Diaporthales, Diaporthaceae. The record is from RefSeq and is a predicted model, not a curated record. The transcript has 4 exons.